ACAGCCUCUAUAAUAAUUAUGGCUUUGAAGAGCUCUGAAAACUAUAUAUUUGAGCCACGAAAUUAUUGAGGUAACGCCGUUAUAGAAGCGAAUGAAAACCGCAAGGAGUCGCCAUCUUGGAUGACAACAGAGUAUAAGCUACACAGAAAGCCUGCAGGGAGAAAAAGCAUUAAUGAUCACGGAUAACAUGACUGAGAGGCACAUCGGAAAACACGACAGAUCACGGAAACAAGGCCAGUUUAGGCUGCUAGUAUACUCGGGAAAACAGUAGAAGCGGCACGACUUCUUCUUUUGAAAAGAAAAAGCUAAAACGGCUUAGACAARGAUUGCUUUAGUAGACAUGGAGUGGGGGCCUGAGAGUGACAGAAGAGGCAAACGAGCCUGGAACUGGUUCUUGUAUUGAGAAGUCGGAAUAAUUGUAAGUCGCUGCAGAGAAAGUCGGCAWAGAGUAUUUCAGCGACUUGUUCGCGUAAAAGCUAUGAAACUGGCCGGCGCCUCUUGGAGCUAUAGCGAGAAUGGCUUUGGGCCAAAACGCUGGAGCAAGCGAUAUGUUGGUUUUGAAGGAGAUCGGCAGUCCCCUAUCAACAUUGUUAAAGAAGAUGUGUUAAAAGACUCGAGUUUGGGUCCAUUAUUGAUGUCUUACGGUCCUUCUACAAACUGUACUAUCACAAAUGAUGGAAGAACGCUGCAGAUUGCGAUGUGCAAUUCUGGUCAUAAAAAUGUUUUGUGUGGUGGUCCAUUGGCUCRCACCUAUCAGCUAGCAAUGAUAAGGUUUCAUUGGUCUACGGACGAUUCUACUGGUUCUGAACAUCAAAUAGAUGGAAAUACUUAUCCAUUAGAGAUGCAGUUCCUUCAUUGGAACAGAGAGUUGUACAAGAACAUCGGUCAGGCGUUGACCGGCGAGAAUGGACUGUGUAUAGUAGCCGUCUUCUUUCAGGUCGGCGAUGAAGAACACGAAGCUCUGAWAGAAAUAUCGCGAUUAUUGUCACGUGACGACCACAAGGGAUGUUUUUCAUCUGUAAUGAAGACGCCAAUMAAUCCUGCAGAUUUUAUACCAGGUAAUGAUGGGUACUGGACAUACCCAGGCUCCAUGACAACACCUCCACUGACGGAAAACGUUACCUGGAUAGUCUACCAGACUCCAAUGGCUUUUUCUCAAAAACAGAUGGAAGUAUUUCGUGGAAUACGAACAACAAAUGGCGACCUGAUGGUUUGCAAUUCACGUCCAUUGUGCCCAACCAAUGACCGAGAAGUCAGRGAGCCCGCAAACCAAGAAAACGACGAGGGUGCUGACGUCAAUGGCAUUCAUGAAACUAACGUCAACAACGAUGAAMCACAAGAUAAUUAGACAUUAUUUUUUUUAAUUUAGCCAUGUUUUAAAUUUCAUUAUCAUGUUGCAAUUGAAACUAUUUCUUAAAAUCCUUUUCAUGAAGAAAUUUAUUUAAGCAGAACCCACCAUCGUCAGUUCUUUGGUGUUUUCAUCAAAGUCAGGGAACUUUGGCCAUUUUUGCAUGCUUUCACUCCCCUUGUAGCCGCACAAACCUUGAACCAAAGCCGGAUACUUGUUGAAUUUAAAGUUUAGUAGCGGUUGCUUGCUUGAAAAAAUGCUUAGAUUUUUAUCGUUUGUUGUUGUUUUUCCUGCUGCUGUUCAGUYUACAAUGACAACACUACAGGUUCAAAUUUUGCCGAUUUUUUGCGCGCAAACCAUUUAAAGCUCAUGUUAUAGAGUAAAAUAAUAAGAACAUCUGGGAUAUUAAGUGCAUCUUUGUCUUCUGCUAUCUUUCACUGGGGUGACCACAUGAAAUGACUAUCUAGUUUAACGUAUAUAGAAUWAAGGUCGAGUGUACAAAGAUAACCAAGUCUCAGUGCGUUCAUURAAUCCGUGAMACACUUUGUAAGAAGUUGCACAAAAUUGCACUAAUUACACAAUAGAAGACAAAGAAUYWUGCACAAAAUUUUGUUAGCAAAGUAUUUCACGGAUAUUAGUGAAUUCACUCUACCAAGUGUACAUAUAAUGAUCGAGAAUACUGUAAGAUGGUAUUGAUUCAAAUAAAAUAGACAAAUUACGAAGACA
Messenger RNA from Exaiptasia diaphana, 2074 nucleotides. RefSeq names its product carbonic anhydrase 7. The coding region runs from base 479 to 1348 and encodes 289 amino acids. Lineage: Eukaryota; Metazoa; Cnidaria; Anthozoa; Actiniaria; Aiptasiidae. The transcript has 10 exons. Gene Ontology annotation, cellular component: cytoplasm. Gene Ontology annotation, molecular function: zinc ion binding; carbonate dehydratase activity. The record is from RefSeq and is a predicted model, not a curated record.